Phasianus colchicus (ring-necked pheasant) is the source of this 1957-nucleotide messenger RNA. RefSeq names its product TGFB induced factor homeobox 1 (gene TGIF1). The record is from RefSeq and is a predicted model, not a curated record. Lineage: Eukaryota; Metazoa; Chordata; Aves; Galliformes; Phasianidae. Gene Ontology annotation, biological process: regulation of DNA-templated transcription. Gene Ontology annotation, molecular function: DNA binding.
GCGGCGUGACAGCGAAGGCGGCGCGCUCUUCCCGCCCGCGUUCCCCGCAGGGCCGCAGUGGCCGUUGCCGCCGCGCGCCGCCGUUGCUCGGCGGUCGCUGUCCGCCCUCCCGUCCCGCCGCCCCGGUGCCAGGUCGGCGCGCGGCCCCGCUCUUUGUCUGCGGCGCGGGGACCGGAACGCGAUCGCUGCUAAACUGCCGCUUUCCCCUGCCCUCGUAGUCCCGAAAAGAGGAGAAGAGUCGGAAAGUUUUCCCCGCGCUUAGGGUUAAAGGGAGGAGGAAGGCUGCUUCCCCCCACACCCUCCCGCCGCAGCGGGUUUUCUUUGUGUGUGGGUGUACAGACUGCAAACUUUCAGCUGGCGGCCGAGCUUGAAGUGCUUUAAAUCAGAGCGCGGCCGCAGCCGCGCGCAAGAAGUUCCCAACUUGCGCGUCCCUGCCGUUGUGAGGCGGCGGCGGAGCAGCUCCGCUCGGCGCCCCGGGGCCGUCAGUCGUCUCGGGCUGUGCGGGCUGCCGCGCACAAAGGGACCCGGGGCACAAAGAACCAAGUUUCGGCGGUUCGCAGCCCUCGACCUCCUCCCUCCCCCCCCUUCCCCCCACUGUGCAGUGAUUUGAGGGCACGGCGCUGACUCCUCGUGUCGCAGCCCUGAGGUGUAGUUGCAAUAUCAGGCAGUGAAACAGAAGAUGAUGACACUAUGGAUGUCCCACUGGAUCUUUCCUCAUCUGCUGGCUCGGGCAAACGGAGGAGACGUGGCAACCUACCCAAAGAGUCUGUGCAGAUUCUUCGGGACUGGCUUUAUGAGCACCGAUACAAUGCUUAUCCUUCAGAGCAAGAAAAAGUGCUGUUAUCCCGGCAAACACACCUUUCCACACUACAGGUCUGCAACUGGUUUAUCAACGCACGCCGCAGGCUCUUACCUGAUAUGCUGAGGAAGGACGGCAAAGACCCAAACCAGUUCACCAUCUCACGGCGGGGGACCAAGCUUCCUGAAGGCAGCAUGAUGGAGUCCUCCAUGGGCACAAAGAACUUCCUUCCCUUGCUGGAGGAGAGCCCCUUCCUUCCCACCUCUGCCACGCUCAGCAAGACUGUGUCCUCUUCCAAGCCUGUGUCCCCAGGGUCUGUCCUGGCUCGGCCCUCGGUGAUUUGCCACACGACUGUGACUGCGUUGAAAGAUGCCCCUUUCCAUUUUUGUCAGCCAGCUGAUGUGGGCCAGACCACAGACCUGCAGCAGCCCUCAGCCAACGCCUUCACAGACAGCUCCCUCUCCUACCACGAGGAUGCCUCUAAACUGGGACCUGGUGCGAAUGCGCAAAGCGGGCUCUUUAACACUCCUCCUCCAACCCCACCAGACCUCAACCAGGAUUUUAGUGGAUUCCAGCUACUGGUGGAUGUUGCACUCAAAAGGGCGGCAGAGAUGGAGUUGCAGGCAAAACUCAUGGCCUAAAUCCCCUUCCUUCUCUUUCCCCAUUUUGUUUUUUUUUUUUCCAGGCAGGGAUCUAACAGCUGUGUGGUUAUUGCCACCCACACAAUAUCAAAAGACUUAACUGCAUUAUUAUUAUUUUUUUUUAUUAAUCUUAUUUGCACAAGGGAUUGCUGAAAUGAAGCUUCCUGUCACUGAGAUGGUCUUCAGUGGAAUAUGGUCAUUCCAAGAAUUAUAAACUUUAAAGCUACUGUAGAAAGAAAGGAUUGUGUGUUUUUUGUUUUUUUUUUUUUGUUUUGUUUUGUUUUGUUUUUUAAUAUUUUCUUUGUAGGUUUUUCAUAAUGUGAUAUGGUUCCCAAGAUCAUGUGAUUUGUUUUUUUUCUAUCAGACUGUGCAAUAUCUAGUAAUGAUAUAGAGUCUUCUUAUCAUUCCCAUGCGGAACAGAAUAUACCGACACGCUGUCUAAAAUAAAUUUUCAAUUUUUUUAACAAUAUGAACUUUGGAUGAUUAUGCUUUUUUUCCCACAAUGUAAUAAAAUAUU